ACAGAACACAGUGCCACUGCCAUUCUACCGUAGGGUUUGCACUAUGAAGUAAUACUAACAAUACCAAGCCGGCGAGGCAAAAAAAGCCGGCUCAACGUGGUGGAAAACUUCCCCGUGCCCGGAAAUUGCCGAUCAUGCACGAUGGGGCAGAAUCAGGUUUUGUAUUUGUUUUUCCCUUCCCUGCUCUCUGCGGGCUGAAGCCUGACUGCGAUGCGCUGCAAGAGCCGCUGCCGAGUCCGAUCCCGACGCGGCGACGCCAUCCCGGCGCACUAACGCGCUUGUAUAAAAAUUUUCAAAACACCCGGGUUGAAUCUCUGUGCCACGAGGCCGCACGCCAGGGUAACAUCAGGGAAAGCACGCAGUGGACCGGCCGGAUGACGCAGUGGGGAGCAGGACGUAGCAGCAAGCAGACUGGUGCACCGCAUCCCACGGCCCAUGGGGCCACUGCUGGAGGCCUUCAUGGUUGGCCACUCCCCCUUCCAACGGCUCCAGCAGUCUCCAAAUUAUCUAAUGCCAUGCGCUGGUCUCGUAUCCGCCGGUUAUUUCUUCUGCUGCUUUUCCCUUUUGCUUUGGGGGAAAAGAUUUUUCUUCACGCCGUCACUCACCCUCACCCUGACCCUCUCACCAUCUCGGCCAGCACCAGCACCAGCACCGGUCUCACCAUCUGUCGCCGCUGGAUAGUCUAAAAGAAAAAUCUCAGUUCACGCGUCUGGCCAUAUCGAGCUUCUGCAAGUAAGCAAGUAAGGUAUAGGUAGUUUCUUGGCCCAUUCUCCCAUCUGCGAGCCCGAUUCGAAUCCAGCCUGUGCGACCACAGCCCUGGCGAC
Messenger RNA from Aspergillus versicolor CBS 583.65, 824 nucleotides. RefSeq lists its product as uncharacterized. The transcript is spliced from 2 exons. The record is from RefSeq and is a predicted model, not a curated record. Lineage: Eukaryota; Fungi; Ascomycota; Eurotiomycetes; Eurotiales; Aspergillaceae. Bases 135 to 686 code for a protein of 183 amino acids.